CACCUCACCACCACGCCGCUACCAUGUCGCCGAUCCUCAAGCGCGACAUCUCCGAGACGGUCAAGCAGGCGCGGCGGCUGGCCGCGGCUGCAGGGCUGGGCGCGUACGACGACGACUCGGGCGAGUACGAGCUGGCGCGGGUGGCUGGCGGGUCCAGCAGCGGGGCGCCAAAGCCGCCGCCUCCGCCGCGCCGCGCCGGCGGCAGUAGCAGAGAGCAAGAUCCAGACGGCGCGCACCAGGCCCUCCUGCCGCGGAGCAGCGAUAGCGCCGACGACGACCGACCGCGCACCGAUGCACGCUCCCCCAGCCUUGCGGACGACUCGGCGUCAGACUACACGACGAUGAGCGCGAUCGAGUCCAAGUGGAGCGACCUGCGCGGCAUGCUACUGAGUUCGACCCCGUCGCUGCUCAUCGGCCUGUUGGGCAACGUCUUCUCCGGCGAGCUGCUGGAACACUGCGCACGAUGGCGCGUGUUCCGGCGCGUCGACGAGCUGUUCAUCCUCGUGCCGAUGAUAGGCAACCUCAAGGGGAAUCUCGAGAUGUGUCUCUCCGCGCGGCUCGGCACGUCGGCCAUGCUCGGUGAGCUCGACUCGCGACGUACGCGCCGCGGCUUGUUGCUUGGCAACAUGACGCUGCUGGUCCUCCAGGCGCUGCUCAUCUCAUCGCUCGCCGCCGUGCUCUCCUUCUGCCUCGGCCUCGUCACCACCCACCGACUGGGUGACGUGCCUUCAAGCCCCAGUAACACGACUACACCCGGGACCGUCGCCGACCCGACGCUCAACGAUCAGUGGAACGAGGGAAACACGCGCCCCGGGCUCGCGCAGCUCCUCAUGGUGCUCGCGACGGGCAUGUCGGCUGCCGGGCUGUCGUCGCUCACGCUGGGCUCGUUCAUGUCGUCCACCGUCGUCGUGUGCCGCUGGGCCCGCGUCGACCCAGACAACAUCACCCCGCCCGUCGCCGCGUGCCUCGGCGACCUGGUGACGCUGUUCAUCCUCGCGCUGGUCGGCACGGCGCUCGUCGGGACAAUGGACACGCCGCUGCCGCUCAUCGCCGUCGUGCUCAUGGUGCUCGCUGGCGGGUGGUUCACGCGCCGCGUGCUCACAAACGACUGGGUCAAGGCUAUCGCCAAGGGCUCGUGGGCGCCGCUCAUCGGCGCAAUGCUCAUCUCGUCGGGUACCGGCAUGGUCCUGAGCACCGGCGUCGCGCGAUACAAAGGCUUUGCGCUGCUCGCCAUCGCUAUGACGGGCCUUACGGGCUCGCUCGGCGCGAUCCACGCGAACCGCCUCAGUACCAGCCUCCAUAUGGGCCUGCACCCCGGCUCCAAGCAGGGCCGCCACAUGCUCACACCCGGCCAGAGCCUCCUCGUGCUCUUCUGCCUCAGCUUGCCUUGUGAAGCCGCGUUCCUCGCCUUUGUCAACAUUGCGGGCUGGAUCGAUGUCGAUCUCGGAUGGGUCGGAUGGGUCGUGUACAUCACCGCCGUGACCUUUUCUCUCCUCGCCGCCCACUACCUCACCCUCUUCUGCUGGCGUCGCGACCUCGACCCAGACUCCUACACACUCCCCAUCCACUCCGCCAUCGUCGACUUUGUCGGCCAGCUCCUCCUCAUGCUCGGCUACGAGCUCUGCCGCCUCCUCGGCAACACAAGCGUCAUGGAGGCCGCAAAGGACACCAUUUAGCACUGCACACUCUCACCCACAACCAUCCACUGUAGCACUGCAAUCUUGUACAAGUAUGCAUAUGUAAAC
Molecule: messenger RNA, 1745 nt
Organism: Vanrija pseudolonga
Lineage: Eukaryota; Fungi; Basidiomycota; Tremellomycetes; Trichosporonales; Trichosporonaceae
Gene: SLC41A2
Product: Solute carrier family 41 member 2
Exons: 4
Coding region: 24-1676 (550 amino acids)
Biological process (GO): monoatomic cation transport
Cellular component (GO): plasma membrane
Molecular function (GO): monoatomic cation transmembrane transporter activity
Source: RefSeq, a predicted model, not a curated record